GCUGGGUGUGAAGAUGGCGGACGAGGAGGCCGAGCAGGACCGUAGUCCUGAGAACGGUAUCAGUGAAACGAUUGGGGAACUUAAACAACGGUUGCAAGAACUGCAAAAAGUCUUGGUUAACGAAAGCUGCGACUCUCCAACCCAGUCCUCUUCUGAGUAUUGUCAAGAGUUUUGUAGGACACUGCUGGAGUAUGCAGGCCGUUGGAGGAUAGAGGAAGAACCUUUGCCAUUGGUGGAAGUGUACAUAGUGGCACUGCUGAGUUAUGCCGAGGCCUCUCCGCACCUCUCACUGCAGUGUGAAAAUGUUCCUCUUGUGGUUGAGAGGCUCUCACUGAGUUUUGUGGAGCUUUUGCUCUCACUGAAGACGGAUGUUCCAGAUGGCUUAUGGAAAGAAUUCAAGUCAUCUGUUCAGUUUGCCUACAGUCAGCUGCAGGUGAAUGGAAUCACUCAGCUGUCCCUGCUCUCUGCUUUGGGCCAGUAUGAUGGUGUUUGGACCAACAGCAUCCUACAAGGCCUUCUGUCCAACGAAAGCCUACAGACUGAACAGGUUGAGGAGUUCCUGGUGCAGGAGGGGCCGGUGCUGUUGGAGAUGAGAGUGAAGCAGCUGAUGAAGGACUAUGAGCCAGGGAAGGCAUCACUGCUGGCAAAGGCAUGCAACGAGUGUCCUGCCUUCCAAGGGAAGGGAACUUUCAAGCAGAUGUACCUUGUCUGCCUCUGUGCUACCUCAGAACAGGACCCGCUUAUGGACGAGCUUUCAAAGGUGGAUUGCCGUGAUGCAUUAGAGAUGAUCUGCAAUUUGGAGUCGGAUGGAGACGAGAGAGCGGCUUUCAGCUUAUGCUCAGCUUUCCUGACCCGACAGCUCCUCCAAGGGGAUACAUACUGUGCUUGGGAGCUCACUCUGUUUUGGAGCAAGCUACUGAAGCGAUUGGAGCCAUCAGAGCAGGGCUUCCUCGAUAGAUGUCGCCAGAUGUCCUUACUUUCCAAAACCGUGUACCACAUCCUGUUUCUCAUAAAGGUCAUCCAAUCAGAGAUUGACAGCGUUGGAUUGCCGGUGUGUAUCGAAAUGUGCAUAAGGGCUCUGCGAAUGGAAUCAAAUGAUGGAAACACCAAGGCCACUGUGUGUAAGACCAUAUCCUGCUUGCUUCCCACUGACCUGGAAGUCAAGCGAGCCUGCCAGCUGACUGAGUUCCUCUUGGAACCCACGGUGGAUUCAUACUACGCUGUGGAGACUCUUUACAAUGAACCAGAUCAAAAGUUAGAGGAGGAGAAUAUGCCUGUUCCCAACUCUCUACGCUGCGAGCUCCUGCUGGUUUUUAAAACCCAGUGGCCUUUUGACCCGGAGUUUUGGGACUGGAAAACACUUAAGCGUCAUUGUCUAGCAUUAAUGGGUGAAGAAGCUUCAAUAGUGUCAUCCAUUGACUUGCUGAAUGAUGCUGAGGACCCCGAAGAAGAGGAAGACUUCCUCAGUCAGGAGGGGUAUAACAAUAUUCCAGACCACAUAGUCAGUGGCACCUAUGAACUAAAAGAUAUAACAGACAAAAAACAGAAAAACAGAGAGAUGAAGAAACUGAGAGAAAAAGGUUUCAUAUCUGCAAGGUUUAGAAACUGGCAAGUGUAUAUGCAGUACUGUGUGCUGUGUGACAAAGAGUUCCUUGGCCACAGGAUUGUACGCCAUGCACAGACUCAUCUGAGUGGUGGAGUGUACAGCUGCCCAAUAUGUGCUCAAACCUUUACCUCAAAAGACACAUUGAUUCCUCAUGUAACAUCGCACGUUAAACAGUCAUGCAAGGAAAGGCUGACUGCAAUGAAAACAAACAAGAAAUUGGCCAAUCCUAAAACAACCGCUCCUGUAAUGGUGGCAUUAAAAUCCAAGACAGAAAACAGACCUUAUGAAAAUGGAGAUUCCAUGGUGCAAAAUGGGGGGGUGAGUCUGGCUUUUCAGACAAGAGUUGCUAAGUCUAACACAGAGAGCAGCGAGGACAAUGUGUGUCCUGUUGGAAAAUGCAGAAGGAGCUUCAAAUAUUUCAAAAAUCUCAUUGCUCAUAUUAAAGAUCACGGGGACAACGAGGAAGCUAAGACUUUCCUCGAAAUGCAGAGCAAAAAGGUUGUGUGCCAGUACUGCCGCCGCCAAUUUGUUAACGUCACCCAUCUUAAUGAUCAUUUACAGGUCCACUGUGGCGUGAAGCCUUACAUCUGUAUACAGUUAAACUGCAAGGCAAGUUUUCUUUCCAACACUGAGCUCCUUAUGCACAGGAAAACACAUUCUGUUUUUAAGGCCCGAUGCAUGUUUCCAAAUUGUGGAAAGAUUUUCAACCAGGCCUUCAAACUUUAUGACCAUGAGGCACAGCAUUAUAAAACGUUCACUUGUAAAGUUGUGGACUGUGGAAAGGUGUUCCAUUCACAACAGCAGCUGGAUUUGCACCAGGAGGGGCAUGCCACUAAAAAAGAAAGCCCAUCUUCUGAACAGAUCUCUCAAAAUGUGAAGCCCGGCCCUUCACUCAUUGAACAAAUGCUUUCCAGUAACGCUCCCAUUAAACAGGAGAAUUCCCAACAACACUGGAACCCAGAGAGUAAUUCAAGCAAUGGAAGACUGCCAGUGUCCAUUGAGAGUUUGCUGAAAUCUUCACAAGCACCUGUGGAAAACUUGGGACAAUACAGAGUCAAACAAGAGCCACAAAAUUCCUGUUUGUCAACCACCAGUCAGACACAGAGUUUGAAUAAUUCUGUGAUUCAGCCUCUGAAUUCCCAUGUGUCUGAUCCUAAUAGACACAAUCAUGUUUCAGGUGGUCAUUCUUUAGAUAUUGUGAGACCACCACAACAGAAUCAAACAGUACCUCAAUUCGAAGCAAAUUAUGCAUCCCAUACACAAAUGUUCCCCAGGAAUGUAAAUACUGGAUCAACGAGUUACAACCCUGACUGCAACUUACCAUUGUCAGGGCAGCAAGGGCCAAUGUGUAGUAGCAACAUGCUACCAUUACCACUGCCCCAGAACUCCUUAGAGCCAGCAAUGUCUCAGCCACUCCCUCCAUCAGUAAACUCUCAGCCACUAACUGGGAACAGAUCAGAGAACUCUGUGACAUCCUCAACUAGCACAGGCCCCCCUCCAGGACAGAGAGAGCGAUUUCACUGCGCAUUCGAAACAUGUACAAGGCACUACAGCUCCUACAGAAGUGUUAGCAAGCACAUGAAAACAGUUCACCCAGAGUUCUACGAGCAAUGGAAAGUCGCUCGAACUAGAAUUAAGAUAACCUACGCUCCAGCACCAAGCACGUCAUCUGUUGGACAUCUCAGUUCAGCCGCCUCAGUUAAGAACCAACAGGGCAACCGAGCAUCAGUUCAUGGGGUACGGAGGCAGAACGUUAUUCAGUCAGUUCCUUACAUUAAUAUGGGUACAAGAUCAGAUUGUACAGCUCUACAUUCCCAUUCCUCAUCGGCCCACAACCAGAGUGCUUCACUCCUGAUGGAAAACGUUUUAAAUCCCAUCGUUCUCUCUCAGCUAGGAACUGAUACAAAUCCAAUACCUACGCAGUCCCAAGUUUCAGGUUGUCAAAAUUGGAACUCAGUCACUGGUAGUCAGCAAGUUCAAAACUGUGGCUCUUCCCAAGUCUAUCCAUCUAUCAUGCAAGUGAUGCCGCAAGUCAAUUCUACCAGUGCUGCUCUGCCACUUAGUGUCCCAUCUUGCUCUGUGAUUGGGUCAACAAUGAACAGACCAGCAGAGUCCUUGCCAUCGCCACUUACAGGAAAUGGAUCCCAGUCAGUUAUGCCCUUGUACAUGGAUGGGGCUAAGGAAGUGUCACAACACACUGCAGACCUUAUUGCACCACAUACAUCACAGAUGCAACGCGGUUUAGUCUCCGGUUCUAGGGCAUCAGAAAAAAAUGAAUCGGUGCAAAAUCACGUGCAGUCAGAUUUUCGCUCUCCAAACAGGAGAGCCAAAAAAGCUAAGAAAAGCCAAAAAGACAGUAACAUCCAACCUCAAAAUGGUCCAGUCAUCUCUGAAAACACUCCUGAAAAUCAAAAGCGAUCAAGAAGAAGCAAAAGGACCAAAUGGCCAGCUAUUCUCAAGGAUGGCAAAUUUGUUUGCUGCAGGUGUUAUAGGCAAUUUGAUAGUCCCAAAUCCCUCGGGGGCCAUUUGUCCAAGCGUGUAAUCUGUAAACCCUACGAAGAGUCAGAACUGAACACAGACCUGCCAGCAUCAUUUCUUGACCUUCUCAAUUCAGAGCAAACAGUAAGCAAUGCUCAGCCACAGAUGUCUUAUAAUCCUCCUGCUGUUUAUCAAGAGAAGCCUCAUCAGUCAGUAACAACUAGUUCAACAGCCACAAAAGAUUACCCCACCCCUAAUUAUCCACAAGAUAAUUUGCCAGUAUAUGAGAACGAGUCAAGUGAGUCAAAUGAUGACAUUCUUAAACAAAUCAUGGCUGAAUCUAACAUGUCUGAUCUUUUCGUGAACACACCUGCUCCCCAACCAAUGUUCCAAAACCCCUGUGUUCCCUAUUUAGCUGGUGAGCGUUUGCCAGGGAGCUCGGUCAUACAGCAUACAGAAAAUAUCCAGCUGAAGCGAGAGGACAGCUCAUAUAGUUCAGCCCAUUAUCCUCAGCCUGGUGUAGAUAGUUUUGCUGGAGGUGAGUUCCCUGACCCACUUCUUUCUCAAAUUCUCACAGAAAACCCUUCGUCUGCUGUUUCUGGCAGUGUUCCUACAAACCCCAGUGAAGGUUAUCACUCCGAUACAACAGUUCAGACACCAGAUUCAAACCCAGUAACGCAAACACUGUUACCUGGCGGUCAGCUUAGUCCAGCAACAACAAGUGGCAAGCUGACUGAAAUGCAGUGGAAGACAACUGAGCAAGAUAUUAAAAAGAGACUGCGAGAGCAGAUUUUGGCUGGCGACUUUCAACGCAGACACAGCGUAUGCCUUUCAACUAACACUGACCCUAACGUCAGUUCAAAGAGUCCCAUGUCUUUUGGCCCAGUGUGCAGUCCUUCCAGUAAUUAUGGACUUAAUCAAAUGUCUCAUGAUGCAAAGAGCAACCCAGCUAGUCAAGAACAAGUCAUGCAAGAAAACUCGACAAUCAUCCCAGAAACUGCUGGGGAAAUUGAAGGACUACUGAACACAGAGAGCUUUACUUGUUUCAGAGAGAACUCCAGCCUGCAGCAGGAGGUACUGAGCCCCACAGGCGUCCUGGCAAAUGAUGUAGAUCUCGAGCCCUCUCAGUUAUCUGCCAGCCAGCAACAGUGGAUGACAGAAAUUCAAAGUGCAUUCGAAAGACUCAACUUGGUCAGAGAAAUAUCUGAUCAGAUGUCAGCUCCUGUGGAACAAAAUAGUACCCACAGUGCCCAAAAUAGUACCCACAGUACCCAAAACAGUACCCACAGUACCCAAAAUAGUACCCACAAUAAUACCUACAGCAAGACAGGAUCUACAAAGGACUAUAUCAAGCCAUUUGCUUGUGAGAAUGAGAACUGCACAUAUAGUUCAAUGUCAGGAGAAGCACUUUGGAAACACCUCUCCAAAUCUCACAAUUACACACUUGACAUGGUGAAUGUGGUUAAGAAAAGGUAUGGACUAUAUGCACCUUUCAAGUGUCAAAAAUGCAGUAAAAGAUUUACUCGCAACUCUAACCUUCGUGCACACUACCAGUCAGUUCACAAAUUAUCAGCAAAAGAAAUUGCCGAUCUAGACAUGAAGCGCAGAGAGGCAAAUGCUGCUGCAUCUGCUGCUAUUCGAAAUCGUCCUUCUCCAGCAGCUAAAGCCACAGCAGCUUCUCCUUCAUCAGUGGAGAAAGAAACACAUCUGUAUUCACUCCAAGAUGCAGUAAAAUGUAAUUAUCCAUCUAGUAACAUAGCUAAUCAGAAAUUUCAAGAUGACAAUCGCUCCACAGUCAUUCAUCCCUUGCAAGCAGCUCCCAUGUGCAAGCAAGAGGUUGCUCCAGCAGUGCAGGCCCAUACCUCUACAACAACCUUUCAGUCAGUACAAGCAGGGAUGGCAGCACAACAGUGGUCACGUGGGCCACAAAGAAUCUUGCCCAGGGUGCCCAUUCAACAAGUUGGAGCCCAUUUGCCCAAGAUGUCAGCUGCUCUCACCAAGGCUAUGUCUGCCACACCCAAAGCUAAUGCGCCUCCAUCUCUGGAAAAACAAUCUGCAAUCAACAGGCAGGCAUUAGACAUUACUAAGAAGACUAAAGAGAAGAAGCCUAACUCAGAUGAUGCCAUGAGUCCGUACAGACCAUAUCGCUGCGUUCAUCAAGGUUGUGUGGCAGCCUUUACCAUCCAGCACAAUCUGAUUCUCCACUACAGAGCUGUUCACCAGUCUGCUUUGUCAGCUUUGGAAGUGAACAAAGAGCAGGACCAGAGUGAGGGACUGGAUGAAACAAUGGACCACGAUGAGGAGGAGCCAGAGGCAGACAUCCCCCAGAUUUCUGAAUUCAGAUGCCAAGUCAAAGACUGCUCUCGAGUUUUCCAAGAAGUUCCCAACCUUCUGCAGCACUAUCUUCAGCUGCACGAGUUCAGUCUCGAUAAGGUCGGCAGUAUCUUGUCCAGCAUCAAGCUCGGAAAGUUUGCCUGUAGCCACCAAGGAUGCACAGCAACCUUCACUGCUUUCUGGAAGUACAUAGGGCACGUCAAGGAACAGCAUAAAGAUCUGAAGUUGGCCAAACCUGAACCAAUAAACGUGUUGUUUGAGUGUGAAAUUGAAGGCUGUGACCGUUCAUAUGCCACAAAGUCAAACUUGCUCAGACAUGUUAUGAAAAAGCAUCAGGAUCUCUACCAGCCUAAAUUAAAGAAUCAACAGAUAAAAGAAGAUGGGACGAAACAGAACUCAAAGACUUUGCAUUACCAAAUUACCAAGACAAGUAACGGAAAGGAAAACAUUGAGAGCAAUAAAAAGAUCAUACAGAAGGGAAGUGACACAAAAAGAGUUAGCAAGGCAAGUAAGAGCAAUCACUGGACUAAAUAUGGAAAACCCUCCUUGAAAUCGAAAGUUGAAGCAUCUGCAAUGUGCACAAAGAAGUUUCCUCUACAAUAUCCCUGUAUGAUAAAAGGUUGUGAGUCAGUCAUGAAAUCAGAGCGGAGCAUUUUAAAACAUUAUGUGGGACAUGGACUGUCAGAAAAGUACCUGGAACAGCAAAGGAGUCACUUCAUAUUCUGCAAAAAGGUCCCCAGGCAGAAGUGCCGCCCCAUCAGGAGUGAUGAUUCCAAAUCAGACAACACCUCUGAACAGUCAGACAAUGAGGUGACAGUAGAACCUGUGCCUGAAGGAGGGGAAUAUGAAUAUUCAAAGCCUGUCCUACGGAAAAGAGCCACAGCAGGGUCCCCUGCUACAGUAUUUGACAGCAAAUUAUCAAAUGAUGAAAGUUCAGAUGGCUCUGUGGUGCUCAAACGUAAACGAGGACGUCCACGAAAACUGAUCGAAAAAAUAGUGAAACGUAAGAAAAUUCCACAGGUGACCAAGGCCGAAGUAGUUUUCAGCAAGGAGGAGCAUUCGGACCCCCCUUGCCCUGCAAUAAUCCAACAGGAGAUGAGUGAGCAGAGUGCUUCAUUGGCCUCCUUUAAACCAAUGGGAUUUGAAAUGUCUUUCUUAAAAUUUCUGGAACAGUCAAAUAAAUGUGAGCAUCCCUUGACGAGGAAGGUUGAUGUAGUAGAAGCACCAGUGAGAAAAACAUCCAGUCUGAUCACCAAAGACACCUGUGUGAGGUUCAGCAACCGUCAGAAACUGAAAUCACUUAGUAAGGUCAAAAUCUAUAUAGAUGGGGCCUUUUCAGGUGUCACUGACCUUAUGUUGAAACAGCUGCAGGACAUGCAGCCCAAGGUCGUAUUGUAAGAAACAACAACAACAAAAAAAAGUUGUCCUUUGUUGUUUUUGUAAAGCAGAAUCUCAGGACUAGAAUGAGUAAACUCUGCUGCAGACUGGUGCCCUACAUUUGAAAUAUUUUUUACACAUCCAGUUAUAAAAAAAGAGAGAAUAAAGGAGUCGUUUUGAAUUAUACUGUAAUACCUGUACAAUUUUUGUCUUUUUUAUAGAAAAGUAUAUAGCAUGUUUUUAUUUUAUGGACUAUUGAGUCAAAAGGUAACCUGAAACUUGUGACAUCAACCUUUGGUGUCUUAAUUAUCCCUGUGGGACUUAAAGACAAACAGACUUUGAAAACUGAUUGUAUUGUUGUGUGUAGUUUGUGAUUUGAAGAUGUUGAUUAUUGUGCGUUGGUUAUAUAGUCUGAAUCACCCACUGCCACCAGCAGUCUUACUAUUAAAUGAACAGUUUUUUACAACCA
Epinephelus fuscoguttatus (brown-marbled grouper) is the source of this 8264-nucleotide messenger RNA. It is a transcript of the gene znf292b, whose product is annotated as zinc finger protein 292b. NCBI's taxonomy places the organism in Eukaryota, Metazoa, Chordata, Actinopteri, Perciformes, Serranidae. Gene Ontology annotation, biological process: regulation of transcription by RNA polymerase II. Gene Ontology annotation, cellular component: nucleus. The transcript is spliced from 8 exons. The record is from RefSeq and is a predicted model, not a curated record. Gene Ontology annotation, molecular function: DNA-binding transcription factor activity, RNA polymerase II-specific; DNA binding. Bases 14 to 7816 code for a protein of 2600 amino acids.